CGUACAUGUCUUGUCUGCCAAGCAGUUCAUAACUCUCUCUCUCCUCACCAAAAUAAAAAAAAAUUAUAUUAAAAACCCAAACUUUAUUUUCUCCUGAAACCCUAAAUCCCCAUCUUCUUAUCUUUCUCCUCUGUAUCCAGAUCUUCAAUUCGCCAUUUCUCGUUUAAAUAUUAUGCGAAACCCAAUCUGGUCGUAUUGAUUUCUCAAUGACGAUGUUCUUCUCCAAGCUCGGUCGCUCCUCCAUCUCUCGAACAAGGGGGUUUUUGUACGGUGGUGGUGGUGGUGGUGUGAGAUCGGGGAGGCUGAUUGCUCCGCCGCCGACGUCGGUGAAUCAAGCGGAAGGUGGUGGAUUAGGGUUGUUGAGUCGGCACUUUGCUUCGUUAACUGGUAGAAAGGGGCUCGUCGAUAAUGAUUUGAUUGGUGUUUUCGCUAAUCCAAGACUUCGUCGGUUCUUCUCCGACGAAGCUCCCAAGAAGAAGAAUUAUGAGAACUACUUUCCGAAAGCUCCAAAGCAAGAACCAAAGAGUGAUCAGAAAUCUGAAUCUAAAGAGGGUUCAGACAAGAACGAAAACGAGAACCUGGGAGAUAUGUUUGCCAAUCGAUUCCAGAAUUUGCUAAUUCCACUUCUGGCUCUUGCUAUUUUCCUUUCUUCUUUCUCCUUUGGCUCUGGAGACCAGCAACAGAUUAGUUUCCAGGAGUUCAAAAACAAGCUUCUCGAGCCUGGUCUAGUCGACCACAUAGACGUCUCAAACAAAUCAGUAGCCAAAGUCUACGUGAGAAGCACACCGAGAGACCAACAAACAACAACACAAGACGUUGUUAUCCAAGGAAACGGCAACGCCCAAGGCAUCCCUGUCAAGAGAACCGGUGGCCAGUACAAGUACUACUUCAGCAUCGGUAGCGUCGACUCUUUCGAGGAGAAACUCGAAGAAGCUCAAGAAGCCUUAGGCAUCGAUCCUCACCAGUUCGUUCCCGUCACGUACACCACCGAAAUGGUCUGGUUCCAAGAGUUUCUCCGGUUCGCACCGACUCUACUCCUCUUGGGCACUCUCGUCUACGGAGCCAGGAGGAUGCAAGGCGGGUUAGGAGGUCUAGGAGGAACCGGAGGAAAGAACGGCCGUGGAAUCUUCAACAUAGGCAAAGCCACGAUAACGAGAGCUGACAAAAACUCCAAGAACAAGAUUUACUUCAAGGACGUGGCUGGAUGCGACGAGGCUAAACAAGAGAUCAUGGAGUUUGUGCAUUUCCUCAAAAACCCUAAAAAAUACGAAGACUUGGGUGCCAAGAUACCUAAAGGAGCUCUCUUAGUCGGUCCUCCCGGAACGGGAAAGACCCUUUUAGCCAAAGCUACAGCUGGAGAAUCAGGCGUGCCGUUUCUCUCCAUCUCCGGUUCAGACUUCAUGGAGAUGUUCGUCGGUGUUGGACCUUCCAGGGUGAGAAACCUGUUCCAAGAAGCUAGACAAGCUGCGCCGAGCAUCAUCUUUAUAGACGAGAUCGACGCCAUCGGUAGAGCGAGAGGACGUGGAGGGUUAGGCGGUAACGACGAGCGCGAGAGCACUUUGAACCAGCUUCUCGUCGAGAUGGAUGGAUUUGGAACAACAGCUGGAGUUGUGGUUCUCGCUGGGACCAACAGACCGGAUAUUCUUGAUAAAGCUUUGUUACGUCCCGGCCGGUUCGAUCGUCAGAUAACCAUUGAUAAACCGGAUAUCAAGGGGCGUGAUCAGAUAUUCCAGAUUUACUUGAAGAAGAUCAAACUCGACCACGAGCCUUCUUAUUACUCUCAGAGACUUGCUGCUCUCACUCCUGGUUUCGCCGGUGCUGACAUUGCUAAUGUCUGUAACGAAGCGGCUCUUAUUGCCGCUAGACACGAAGGAGCUACCGUCACAAUGGCACACUUUGAAUCUGCUAUUGAUCGUGUUAUCGGUGGUCUUGAGAAGAAGAACAGAGUGAUAAGUAAGCUGGAGCGUCGUACAGUUGCGUAUCAUGAAUCUGGUCACGCCGUUGCUGGUUGGUUCCUGGAACACGCGGAGCCAUUGCUGAAGGUGACCAUCGUGCCACGUGGAACAGCUGCGCUCGGUUUUGCUCAGUACGUUCCUAAUGAAAACCUUCUCAUGACCAAAGAACAGCUCUUUGACAUGACUUGCAUGACUCUAGGUGGCCGUGCAGCCGAGCAGGUAUUGAUAGGAAAGAUCUCAACGGGUGCACAAAACGAUCUAGAGAAAGUUACAAAGAUGACGUACGCGCAAGUAGCUGUCUACGGUUUCAGCGACAAGGUCGGACUCCUCUCGUUUCCGCCGAGGGAUGAUGGAUACGACUUCAACAAACCGUACAGCAACAAGACGGGCGCGAUCAUAGACGAGGAAGUGAGGGAAUGGGUGGGGAAAGCUUACGAGAAGACGGUGGAGCUGAUAGAGACGCACAAGGAGAAAGUGGCUGAGAUCGCCGAGCUUCUGCUGGAGAAGGAAGUGCUGCAUCAGGAUGAUCUUUUGAAAGUUUUGGGUGAGCGUCCGUUUAAACCGGCUGAGGUGACUAACUAUGACCGGUUCAAGUCCGGGUUUGAAGAGAGUGAGGAGUCCUCCACAACGACGCCUGUGGUGGAUGAAGGAGCUCCCCCGCCGCUUGAGCCUCAGGUGGUUCCUACGUAGAAGAGUGACUGAGAGAGGUUCACCUGUUACGAUUGUAAAUUUUUUAUUAAGAAUGCAAUAAAACACAACUAAAACAAACAAACAAACCAAAAGGUCUCUUGUUCUUCAAUGUUUGGUUAGUGAUGAAUAUUAUUUUUGUUAUGAAUUUAUUGCUUCUAUUAACAUUUUUUUUUCACU
This is a messenger RNA of Raphanus sativus (radish), 2822 nucleotides long. RefSeq names its product ATP-dependent zinc metalloprotease FTSH 3, mitochondrial. Gene Ontology annotation, cellular component: chloroplast thylakoid membrane; m-AAA complex. Gene Ontology annotation, molecular function: ATP-dependent peptidase activity; ATP hydrolysis activity; zinc ion binding. The coding region runs from base 207 to 2645 and encodes 812 amino acids. Gene Ontology annotation, biological process: protein-containing complex assembly; mitochondrial protein processing. The transcript has 7 exons. NCBI's taxonomy places the organism in Eukaryota, Viridiplantae, Streptophyta, Magnoliopsida, Brassicales, Brassicaceae. The record is from RefSeq and is a predicted model, not a curated record.